Molecule: messenger RNA, 585 nt
Organism: Talaromyces amestolkiae
Lineage: Eukaryota; Fungi; Ascomycota; Eurotiomycetes; Eurotiales; Trichocomaceae
Exons: 2
Coding region: 1-585 (194 amino acids)
Source: RefSeq, a predicted model, not a curated record
AUGCAUGUACCAGUCAUCACUGCUGUGCUUUUGCACACCUUAGCAGUCUUCGCUUCUCCUAUUCCAUCACCUGGGAAGGAUGGCGUCGAGUCCCCGGAAUACAUUUAUGAAGACAAGCGCGCUGUUGAGUCUCCCGAGUACAUCUACGAAGACAAGCGCGCUACCGAGUCCCCGGAAUACAUCUACGAAGACAAGCGCGCUACCGAGUCCCCUGAGUACAUCUAUGAAGACAAGCGUGCUACUGAAUCUCCGGAGUACAUCUAUGAGGACAAGCGCGCCACUGAGUCCCCCGAGUACAUCUACGAAGAUAAGCGUGCUACCGAGUCUCCCGAGUACAUUUACGAAGACAAGCGUGCUACCGAAUCUCCGGAGUACAUCUAUGAAGACAAGCGCGCUACCGAGUCCCCUGAGUACAUCUAUGAGGACAAGCGUGCCACUGAGUCUCCCGAGUACAUUUACGAAGACAAGCGUGCUACCGAAUCUCCGGAGUACAUCUACGAAGACAAGCGUGCUACCGAAUCUCCGGAGUACAUCUACGAAGACAAGCGCGCUGUUGAGUCCCCCGAGUACAUCUAUGAAGACUAG